Messenger RNA from Mangifera indica (mango), 622 nucleotides. RefSeq lists its product as uncharacterized. The record is from RefSeq and is a predicted model, not a curated record. NCBI's taxonomy places the organism in Eukaryota, Viridiplantae, Streptophyta, Magnoliopsida, Sapindales, Anacardiaceae. The transcript has 3 exons. The coding region runs from base 97 to 486 and encodes 129 amino acids.
UUGUUUUCACCCUUUUCAAUUUGCCAUCACUCAUCACUCAUAUAUUCUUCUCAUUGUUCAUUGAAGCCGCAGUGGAGUGUCAAAGAGAAAAUAAAUAUGCAUCACUUGAAGCCAGCUAAAAGCAAACUUCAUGAUAUUGAGGCAGGAAAAGAGACGACCAACCGGCCACUUUGCCCGAAGCCUCGGCGGCCGGGGCCAGCCAUUCCUGAGUUUCUCAAGCCCCACAGAUGCAGCAAACACAGCCAAGUGAGUACUGAAGAUGGAAGAGUUGAGGUUUUGAACAUGAUUGGUGAAAAGCAGAUUGAAGGAAAGGAGUCAGUUUGCAGUGGGUGCUCUCCUUCUUGCUUCUCAGGAUCUCCUCCUGGAAGGGCUGAAAACCCUUUGGUGAAUGAUGUGCAGUUCAUUCAUCAGAUGGAGUUGCUUUCGCCAUUUACAAGAACCAAGCUUUCUGAUAAGUUUGGGAUCACUUCUGCCUCACCAGUUUGAGUUAUCAGUUGAAGAAAAUUGGGUUAAAAUUUUGAGGCCUUUGUUUUUCUUCUAUAGUAGUAAUUUAGUGUAUGUUGUAUUUUAUGUAUUUGUAGCUAAUAUGAAAAAAAAGAGACCCAGAUGUGCCUUUUGUACA